Messenger RNA from Dreissena polymorpha, 667 nucleotides. RefSeq lists its product as uncharacterized. Lineage: Eukaryota; Metazoa; Mollusca; Bivalvia; Myida; Dreissenidae. The record is from RefSeq and is a predicted model, not a curated record. The coding region runs from base 284 to 667 and encodes 127 amino acids. The transcript has 2 exons.
AAGUUCACCUGCCGCGGUUUUAAAAACCCGUAAAACACCUUUAUUUAUCGAAUUUAGUGCAUAUCUAAACUAUUUCGCUCCUCACUUCAUUUCAAAUACGGUGUUAUUAGCGAGAACGAAUAGAACAAAGUCGCGAUUUUUCACACAUUCCGAUGUUCUCGCCAUUUUCAUUCAAACCGGAAGUGACGUAACAGGCACUCAAUAACGACUCAAUUACGAGCCGGCAUAAUAAAUGGCUUCGGAUGUAUUAUAUCUUGCAACUUUAGAUAAAAAAUGUUGAAAAAUGGAAGAUGAUAGCGAUUACGAUGAGUUUUCCGUUCAACCGUAUAUGUUUGAGCCAGAAUUUAGUGACAGUCAAUCAGAUUUUUCUGAUUCUGACUCGGACAGCGAGGAAAAUUUUGCCGAUGCCCAAGACGACCAUCGUGUUGGGAAUACGGAUUGGUGUGCAUGUUCAUGUUGCACACCAUAUCGUGUGCAGAUUGAGUGCAAAUGCUGCACAGAAUACCCAGAGCUGAUGGAAAGGAUGGACGAGGCAGGGGUAAAGUGCAUAACUGAGCACACUGGCUUCAAAGCUAACUGUCUACAUCAAGAUGUCAUUGAUGUUUCGUUUUAUGAGUUCCUUGAUGUAAAUGGUCCCAUCGGUGAUGAAGAACCAAUACAUGAGUAA